AUGAGCGAGGAAAAGAAGACGGAGGGUGGUCUGACCAAGAGGUUCGACGGAGAUGGGUCGAACCCGACGAAGGACUACGAGAGAUGGAGGAGAUGGUGCAGAGCAUACCUCACCGUUCAGAAGGCGAAGGGAGUUGGUCCUGAGGCCCAUGGAUCACUGGUGUUCUCGCUUUUGGACGGCACUGCACUUCGAGCACUGGACCAGAUACCCAUGGACAGAGUGGAAGAGAUCGGGGGCGAGGAGGUGAUCUUUCAGAUCUUAGAUGACCGCUUCCCGGCUGAAGCCACCCAUGACCGACUGGGAAGUGUGCUUGACCAGGUCUUCGACCUCAAGGUGGAGAAGGGAGAAACGACCGCAGUGUUCACGGGCAAGGUGAGGGCAGCGUUUUCGUCGGCAGAGGCCGAGGGAGUGGUGCUACCCGAUGUCGCCCGAGGGUACCUGUUGCUGCGGUUCGCCAAGUUGAGCGCUGAGCGGAAAGCCGUGGUGAUGGCAGCGGCUAGGCAGAGCUAUGCUGAGAAGGACGUGGCAGCAGCGCUCAGGACUACCUUCCCCGAAGGGCUCUACUCGGCGGCAAGGCAGAGUUCACAUGCCUACCAGGUGGAGUACGACCAGGGCCAGGUGGAUGACGAUGAAGAGACCAUGGAGGAGGAGUUUGACGUGUACCUGACCGAUGCCGGCUAUCAGCCGGAAGAAGAGAUUGAAGAGCAAGACGCCAUCGACGCCCUCCUGACAUGGAAACAGACACGCAGCUCCAUUGCCCAGACCAAGAUGUCCAGAGGUUUUGGGAAUCAGGGGCAACUGAAGAAGUUGGCCGCUCGGGUCAAGUGUUUCAAGUGUCGGCAGGUGGGCCAUUUCUCCAGAGACUGUCCCAAACGAGGCAAGGGAGGAAGCAAGGGCUCGAACAAGGAGCUCCACUGGACGGUGGAUGAGAAUGAGGAAGGUGAGUUGGAGCAAAACUACAACCCGCCGAUUGGCCCGGAGAUGUAUGGGCAUGAGAUGCAGGCGUUGGUUGAGGGAUGGAGUCAUGUGCCGAGAGAUUUCUGGUACACCCGAGGAUCGGAAGUGAUCCGUGAGCAUGUUUUGCCGAGGACGCGACUGUUCACGCCGGCGGCCUCGAACUGUCCGGUACCUCUCCAUGACCUUUGUGACAGUCGGUCAACGCAUCUGUUCAAGGAGGAUGGAUCCCAUGCGGUGCACUUCUCACCCAACUGGAAGGCCCGAGGAGAGGCACACAAGGAUGUUGGUGUGGAAUGGACCGGCCGGACGGUGUUCUACAUGAAGGACCUUCCGUUCACUCCGAUCGAUGAGGAGAUCGACAUGUUGGCGCAGGCAUAUAAGGACGAGCUGGACACUGCGCAAGAGGAGGCUCUGAAGGAGUCGGGCUCGGAGGAUUCCAUGAUGGAGGAGACGGAUGAGGAAGCCGAGUACCUCGAUGGAGAGACUGUCGUGGCUCUCGUCCAUGCAGCAGGUCAUGGAGUGGUUGACACCGGCUGCGGACGAGGACUUGUUGGGGAAAAGACUUUGCAGCGACAUGAGAAGGUGCUGAAUGAGCACGGCUACGAGAUCAAGGAGAUGCUGCUUCAGCCCCACAAGUUUCGCUACGGGAAUAGCGCUGUGGAUGUCUCCCAUCGAACCGUGCAGAUUCCCGUGUUCCUGGCAGGAGUGCAGCUGUGGUUGAGAGUGCACGUGGUGAAGGGCGAUGUGCCGCUCUUGAUCUCCAAGCGAUUCAUGAAGUGCUUGGGGGCGAUCAUCGACAUGCGACAGGGUCAAGUGACGUUCACCAAAGCGCACUUGGCAGUGCCUCUGUUGGAACAACGGGAUGGGAGCUACCAGAUCAACCUCCUUGACUUCCAGAAACCGCCAAAGAUCAAGGAUGCCGAAGUGGAGGUUCUGGCUACGGAUCUUGGCGAGGAGGACGAGGAGGAGGGUGGCAUCAACGUCGGGGACGACCUCAUGGGCACGAUUCCUGAGGAUGAGAUGGAAGAGUAUGUGCCUACCAGCCCCGAACCGGAAGGGGGCGAUGAGGUGGAGGAGACCGAGACCCCGGAAGAGUUUGAGACUGAGACUCCAGAGGACUAUGAGACUGGGAACCAGGAGACCCAGGACCAGGGGGAGCACGAUGUGACUGGUGACCAGGACAACCUGACGGCAAGCGAGCCAGAAGAAGAGUUCUGCGAGGAUGAGACAGGGGAAAUUGGGCACCUCACCGAGAUCCUGCAGGCGGAACCGGAGAGACCGUCAGUGGUGGAGGUCUUUUGCCCCGGGCGCUUUGCUGAGCGGGCUGGAGACUUUGGACUGAGGGUCAUCGGAAGCUUUGAUCUCAGCAGUGGCUGGGACUGGAAGAAAGCCUCGGAUCGGAAGAAGGUGUGGGACUUGAUCGAAGAGGAGGAACCUGACUUGAUGAUCCUCUCGCCACCGUGCGGCCCACUGUCUCGACUUCAGAACUCGACCCCACCAUGGAAGAGGGCUGAUCCGGAACAAUAUGAACGAGAUGUGAUCGAGGCGCGAGCGAUGGUGGCUUGGUGCACGAGGAUCGCCAGGGAUCGGAUGCGAAAGGGCAAAUACUUCAUCUUUGAGUCCUCGGCGACGUGUGCGGCUUGGCGGCUGCCGGCGAUGGGACAUUUGAUGGACUUUGACGAAUGCCAGAGGGUCACGGUGCCGGCAUGCUCCGUGGGCCUUCGAGACAAGGAGUCGAAGCUGCUGUUCAAGAAGUCAUGGAGCUUCUUGACUAAUGCGGAAGCCAUUGCAGCCAUGCUGGACAAGUUGGAGUGCUCGCAUGACCACGAUCACCAGGUGGUGGAAGGCCGAUCAGGGGGUCAGUUGAGGUCGGUUCAAACCCAAGUGUAUUCAAGACGGUUGAUAAACAUCAUACUGGGAGGAUUCGCGUGUCAGCAACAACAUGAGGCGGUAUGUUAUCCGGUUAGCCAGGCCGAUGUACAACUGGAGGCUGAUAAGGAGAUGACCUCCGUCAGUAGAGACAGGGUUUUGAACGCUGUGCGCAAAAUGCACAUCAACCUUGGUCACGCAUCGACCGCCGACAUGGUUCGCAUCCUGAAGCAUCAUGGGGCACGGCCGGAGGUGCUGGAACUGGUUCGCAGCUACCAGUGUGACCUGUGUGAAUCGCGUAGGCCACCCAAAGCUGUUCGCGAGAGUGCAGUGCCUCGAGAUUUGGCCCCAUUGAGAUACAUCGGUCGGAAGCGAGAUAUGAGCAUCAAAGCAGUCAACAUUGUUUGCAGGGCCACCGGAUUCCAACAGAUGUACCCGUUCCGGGAAACCGAGAACUCAGAUCUUCUGGUUAGACUGUAUCGACAUUGGACCCGUUCGUUUGGGCGGCCGAAGUACAUCAAGUUCGAUGCGAGUAGGUGCAAUCUAGGACAGACUUUUCUAGACGCAUUGGAGAGGGAUGGAACUACCCCACUAGAUGUACCAGGUGAAGCUCACGAACAGAUGGGGGAUGUAGAGGUACAGGGAAGACACUUUGCCACGAUGCUGACCAAAGUGAUUGAUCAGAUGAUGCCAGAGGAUUAUUCUAGCUGGUUGGAAUGUGUUGAUGUGACUGUUGAAGCGAAGAAUGCACUGAUGAGACGAGGAGGAUACAGUCCAAAUCAAUUAGUCUUUGGGAGAGACCCUGAAAUCCCCGGGGAUGACUUGUUGACAGAGGACCCCAAUCCCAUCGCAAAUGGUGCAAUCGUAGAGGAUGCCAUAGCACGGCAGAAAGCUCGCGAGGCAGUUCUCCAAUCACUGGAUCACCGUGCAGCCCGCAUAGCUUUGAACACCAGACCAAGACCCAAGAGGGAAUUCAGACCCGGCGAUGAAGUAGCAGUUUGGCGUCGCGGAAGGGGAAUCAAGAAGAACAUGGCACGUUGGAGAGGACCCGGAAUAGUGGCAGGUGAAACAGGAGGAAAUUUUUGGGUCAGCAUGCCAGGGUCUUUCAUCAAGUGUUCCCCAGAGCAACUCAGAUUAAGAACAGCUACUGAACGCGAGGCUGACCGGUUUUUGGUCCGAGAUAUUAGAGCAGCGGCAGCACAGUUGUUUCCGGAGGUGGGACCAUCCAACAAGACCCAAAAGAACUUCAUUGACAUUACCAAAGAAGACUUUCCACCAGGUGACCUAUUUCCGGAGACACCAGCCGAAGCACCAGAGUUGGGACAACCCCAACCAGAGGGCCUGCAGCCCGAUCCAGAGGCACCAGACCAUAGGUCAGGGAGUCAACCCAUGACCAUCAAUUCCUCGUUGAGCGAUCAGCUGGAAUCAUUGAGUGCCACGGAGCGGGAAGCUUGGAAAGAGUCCUCUGAACGCGCCGACCGACUGGAUGGACAUUGCCGCCCUCGCGGCAGCGAACCCGAGCCGAAAAGGAGUCGAUCAGAGCAACAUGUUGGAGGAAUGAGAUUCCCACCAUCAUUACCCACACCACCAGGAGAACAAGCACCUAGAACACCGGAAAGUCUGCCACGAGUCCCAACAACACCACAGAGUCUGCCACCAGUCCCAGUGUCAAGCGGGUCAAGCAUUGCUUCAUCUGGAACAUCAGCACUGGUUACAACACAAGUCGUUGAUCCCGUGGAUUCAGCAGCACAAAACGUUGCACUUCAUGAACGAGGGGCGUGUGAGGAUGUAAACUUUGUGUUGUGCAGUGAGGAGACACCCACAGGAGAAGUUCAUGUGUUGUUGGCCGGAGGCAGGAAGGAGAUUAACCCAAAGGAGGAUUUUUGGAAAUCAUCAGAAGGACAGGAGCUGUUGGUUCGAGGAGUGAGGAAGGAAGUGAAGAACUGCGUUGAGGACAAACAUGCAUUACGACCUUGCUCAGUUGAUGAAUCCAGAAGAAUCAGACAGCAACAUACAGAACGCGUGAUUCCAAGUCGGUUGGUGUUGACACAGAAAACAGAGGACACAGGUGAACAGAUCGUGAAGGCCAGGUGGACAGCAAGAGGAGACAAGGACCCCGACCUGUUGAACCUGGUUCGUAGUGGUAAGACUCAAUCUCCAACAAUCUCCACAAACGGAAGGUAUACAGUUCUGCAGGUCAUCGCGAGCAACCAGUUCACACUACAGCUGGGUGAUGUGACAGGAGCCUUCCUGGAAACGAAAGAGUUAAAGAGAGAUCAAAGACUAUGGAUGUCAGGUCCAAAGAACUUCCAACUACCUGAUCACGACCCAGAACAGUUAUUUGAAGUGAUCCGGCCGCUCUAUGGCCUCAACGACAGCCCACAAAAGUGGUUCAGUACAUUCGAUGAGACUGUUCGCAAGUUGGGUUGGCAACCUUCGAGAUUAGAUCCAUGUCUGUACAUGUUGUGGGACCGACGGCAUAAGUCAGGGGAGACUGUGCUAGGAGGUGUCAUGGGGGUCCAUGUCGACGAUGUGGUUCUGGGAGGAAGAGGGGACGUUUUUGAGAAGGCAAUUGUUCAACUCAAACAGCAGUUCCCAUUUCGCAAGUGGAUGACUGGUAAAGGGACGUUCUGUGGGUCAAACUUGACACAAGAUGAGACAGGUGCGAUAACAGUGAGCCAAGAACAAUUUGCAGAAAACAUGGUGAAACCAAAAUUGAGGACAAAGGAGGACGCCACAACAACAGUGAAUGCCGAGGAAGCCACGUCCUUGAAGUCAGUCCUCGGGGCAGGACUCUGGCUGGCAAAAGAAACACGUCCGGACCUGGCUGUGCAGGUAAGUCAGGGACAACAACUGAUGCCGUCACCAACACUAGGUGAAGCCAGAACAGUCGCCAAUGUCACCAGAAGAGCAAAGCAAUACAAGCACCUCACCUGGAAGAUCUUACCCAUUCCCUUCGACAAUAUCAGACUCUGUUUACACACCGAUGCUGCUUUUGCAAACGCCAGAAAGCAAGGAACACAAGCAGGGAACAUUGUUGGAGUGACGACAGAUGAACUUCGGACCGGAGCACCAGCAGUUUGGGCACCAGCCACCUGGAAAUCGUAUAGACUAAAGAGGGUCGUUGGUUCAACGUUUGCUGGAGAGACUCAAGCUCUUAUGGACGGACUGGGACAUACUGAGUGGAUUGCCUGUCAUUUAGCUGAACUUCGUUUGCCUGAUUUUUCGUUGGAGCAAUUCAUCAAGGAGUUUUGCAUUCAGGCCAUCACAGACUGCAAAAGCAUCUAUGACCAUCUACAGACAUACUCAUCCCCAAGUAGCGUUUCCGACAAGAGAGUGGCAAUUGACUUGAUCAUAGUGAAGGAAACGAUGAAACGAGUUUGGGGAACUAUCAGGUGGGCACCAACCUGGCUACAGCUAGCAGACGCUCCAACAAAGGAGAAUGCAGACGCAAUGGAUGUGUUGAGAGGGGCUAUUACUAGUAACCAGUACCAUCUGAACAAUGAGAGUGUUAUGCUUCAAAACGCUGCAGAGCAGAGAGCCAUUCGAAAGCGACGACCGCAAGAGACUAGAGGCUCAGACGUUUUGAUCGCAAGUGCAGUAGAAGCAGCUGAGAUGGUGAAGAUCGACACGAAAGGUUUGAAGGAGAUCGAGAUGAGUGCACUCAUGGAGGUCAUGACCUACAGGUAUGCCCGGAAUGAAGAAGAAUUCAAGAAGACCAUUGUGCAGACAAGAGCCUCAUGCAAGACCAAGUUGCCUUUGGAGAUGGUGGACUCGAAACAAUUCAGGGGAGAGAAAGGAGUGCUCACGAUGACCUACACGGUGAACACUCAAAUGCUCCAGCUACAGACUGGAGCGGCCUACCUCGACCGUGCCGAGACCACCGUGGAAGCCGUGCUCAUGCAUUACAAGGACCUGCUCAAGGAAAACAAGGUGUCACCGAUGCCGGAGGGGACCGGCGAGUGGGGUGAGGCCUUCCGCACCGUGUUGCGCGAAGGGGUUCGAUCCAGCUAUUUUGAAGAGAAGACUGAGGAGGGCCAGCCGACCUCAGAGAAGGGAUACGAGCCGUCAUUGGUGAGGGCAAUGACCCCGACAGAUGCCGAAUUUUGCGCCGCAGUGGCUGAACUCUGCCACGAGGGCGCCCGGAAGUUUCAUGGAUAUCUGGGAUGGAGGCAGAAGUAUCUCCAAAUGAUGCUUCGCGAAUUCGGCGCAGAGCUGGAGCUGGUGAUGGAACUCAGUGGCCUGACUGAACAGUACCAUUUGGCCACAGAUGACGAGGAUUGGUCGCUUGCAUCAGGCAUGUCCCAAGGACAUCGUGCCGCAGCGAAGCCCAAAUCCAGGUUCCCUAGGUCACCAUAGCCAGAGGCAGAUCCAAUUUGAGCCAACAGAGAAUUUUGAUCCGUGUGAAUCUCACGGCUUGGCUCAAUUGGUGUAUGUUCCGACGGCCGUAUAGGCUGGAAU
Durusdinium trenchii is the source of this 7287-nucleotide messenger RNA. NCBI's taxonomy places the organism in Eukaryota, Dinophyceae, Suessiales, Symbiodiniaceae. The record is from the annotation of a GenBank genome assembly.